AUGCAGAUAACCUUACGUCUCGCAUCAAAUCCCUCUUUUCUCUUCACCCCUAAUGGAGGUAGAUGUAUCCCUUCACUUCGCACCGUUUAUUUCGCUCCCGUACCUCGCCGGAAUUCUCACCGGUUAUCAAUUCUCUGCGCCGCUAACAGGAGGAAGCGAUUUGGGAUCGGAAAAUCCGGAAAAUUGGUGCUCGAAUCAGCUUGCGUCAUCGCAUCGAAGCUAGGGUUUUUACCCGAGCCGUUAGGGUUGUUGCUGCGGCAAUGCGUCGGCGGCGGCAGCAAUGAUGGAGGUGGGAAUGGGUUCUGGAACGGGUUCGGGCGGGGCUGGUCCGAUGGGUGGAGAAGGAGGAGAAAGGGGAAAUUGGGGAUGGUGGGCAUUUUGGUCAUUUGUGGUUUGGUGGGCGCGUGGUUUGUUCUGGGCAAGGAGUUAGUGUUAGACGUUGAUGCUGUGAUUGGAGGUUUGGGUUUGAUCCUGUUUGGGGUUUCGGCUGGAGCGUGGAGGACAGGGGCUAAAGAUUGGAUUUUGGGUUUCUUUUGCUGUGCUUUUUUGGUGGGUUUGGUUUCGAGGAAGGACGAUUUUCGGGCUCGGGUGGUUAGGAUCUUACGUUGUUUGUUGCUGCGUGUUUUUGGUGGGUUGGUUUUGAGGAAGGACGAUUUUCGCCUUUCAGGCUCAGGUGUUUUGAGGAAGGAAGAUUUUCGGGCUCGGGUGGUUAGGUAUAUUGGAACCGCGAAGAAGAACUUGAGGAGAAAAAGGAGAGCAUUUUGA
Messenger RNA from Striga asiatica, 765 nucleotides. The record is from the annotation of a GenBank genome assembly. NCBI's taxonomy places the organism in Eukaryota, Viridiplantae, Streptophyta, Magnoliopsida, Lamiales, Orobanchaceae.